UCUCAACUGAUGAAGUUUCACUAUGUCAUCAAUUGAUUUGCUACUUAGGUAUUACUCACUAUGGUUAUAAAUUGCUUGGUACAAUUUUGAGCUGAGGUAUUUUAUCAAAAUUAAGAUGAUUUUAUAGCGGCGAAUCACAUACCAUAUUUGUCAACAAUCAUGUAUGAAUAGUACGAUCUCGUUGACCCUCUCAAUCUACCUAUUUUAGGGAAACCUUAGGGAAUUUCGGGGUUCUCCCCAAAGUCAUAAUAAGCUUGGUAGUUUUCCUGAAAGUUUGAGGGAAUUUUAGGGAAAAACUCAAAAGGUUAUAAGAUUCUGUGGAAAUCUAAAGAUUUCCCUAGACACUUUAGAGAUUUUCCCCUAACCUGGGGAAAUUUUGGGGUUUUUGUGGCAUUUUCCCAUAGUUUUCUGUGGCGGUUUCCCCGAAAUUCACCCAACCCGGACAAAGUUUUACCAGAACUAAGGAGAUCGAGUUGGUCCAUAGAUUAUAUUACCGUCUAGCUCCUAAAGGAUAAACAAUUAUAUUGGGCCUAUUAUAACUUGUAUUAGGACGACCAAUAAAUGUACUAGAAUGAAGUUAACCUGAGUUGUAAUACCAUGAAAUAACGUAAAAGUUUAUUGGACUAGUUUAAUCUGAGUUGGGCUGUGUUGAGGUAUAGUGAACUGAAGUUGUUCCUGUGUACCACCAAUUAUAAUUGUUCAGGGAAAGUAAUGCAGUUAGUUAGACAGGAAGUGAUAAGUAGGAAGGUAUAUAGAUUAGAAUUCGUGAUCAAUCAUUUUACCAUACCGGAGAAAAUCACUAUAAUUGAAUUUUUACUUUUGAUAGUCACAUGAAUAGACUGGACUUAUGUAGCCUAAAAUAGUAUAUUAAUGUAUGAUCCUAUCAUGUAAAGAUCAACAACCAAAUCUUCCCUUUGCUAAACUAUCUUCUCAUUAGUAAUUUCUAUUUUCCCAGAUGUAUACGAUAAUAUAUAUGAAAUGGCGCUGUCCUAUCUCAUUUGAUGAAACUAGUUAUAUGACAGAUUGAGUUGUAAAUAAAAACAUAUUAGAUGGAUAUAUAUGGGUACUUGAAUCUGAUAACGGUGAUGUAAAAAAUUCAUCAUCGUCAUAAUCACCAAAUAUCACUCAUUUAUUAAAUGGAUUAAACCUAUGUACGUCAUGAAGGGAAGGUUUCGUAUUUUUAAUUGCCAUUUUGAUACAUACCAGAUCUUCUUUACCAUAGGUUACUCUGUUCUAAACAAACCAUCAUUAAGAUUAUCAAAUAUUAUCCAGAGCAUGGCGUAUUGGUAGUUAAGAUAGACAUGCCAUUCUGGGAUCAUAAUCUCUGUAUUAGCUUCUUUACAUUUAACAUAAUCGGGGUUUGAUCUGUGAGUAUCUUUUACCUCGAUAAUUUUCGUGUUUGAAUACUCAUGCUUACUACGCUAAUUAGAAUAAAUGGUGUUAUUAACUGUUAUAUAUGUUAUGAGAAACUAUGAGUCUGUCCAAAACUUACUCCAGUAGCUAUAAAAAAACCAACACACCAUGAACACAUGUGAAGGCAAUGUAUUGGUGUUGAGAUAAAGUAGGCAGCUGUUUACAAGCUAAUUACCACGCAUUCAUCAACUAUCACAUUUUGGUUCAUUUUGCACAGCAAAAGCCGAAUACACCUAUAUUCAUGUUUUAUUAUUCUUAAAAUCUCUAUUGUUACUGGUGUUUCAGAUAAACAGCAUACUACAUAAAACAAUAUAUACCCACUACGUUUUUACCAAAAUAUAGGCUGCUACCUAUUUCAGGGCUUUGUGAACUCAAUGAACAAUAAUUGGGGCUGAACAGCAAAUAAAUCAUUGAUGACACCGACAGGCUACUAGUACUAUGGUUUAUUUAUAAGGUGUUGCAGUUUUUUCAUAAAUGAGUUGCACUCCAACACAUUUAUUACGAGCACUUGCUGUCGUCACUUUGCAAACAUAAAUCCCUGAAUAACGGCACUAUAAAUGCAUGUAAUGUCCCAGAGAUUUAAUGGCUCAAAGACCUCUUGUUUACUAUGCUUGUUUAAGCUUACUAAUUAAGAUUUGUCAUACUUCUAAUAAUGUUUUAGAGGAAGAAUUAUUUGUCGUUUACUAUCAUUGCUAAGAAAAUGAAAAAAAAAUAUUUUAAAACAGAAAUGUGCUGUCCCGAAUCACUGUUGAACUUAGAUGUCAUUAUGUGUGAGUGUGGUACAAGAAUACAUGUAGACUGAAGCUUUUUCAAUUUCUAAUUGCCGUGAAACUACUUCAUACAUCAUUUAUAACUUUAUACGGAGUUUAAACAGAUAAAGAACUUUUUCAGUUUACGAGAGUUACAAUAAAACUGAAAAUUAACGGCCUCUCACUAUUUGAUGGUGAUAAUACCCUGAAUGCAUCAGACAGAGAUUAUUAAGGUAUGAUUUUAGGAUAUUGUGUCAUGUAUUGAGUGAGAGUAGUGUUAGUGUACUUGGCUGAUUGACAAUAUAAGUUGUGGCUCAAACUUGUUUUGUGAAAAGGCAGCAAUCCACUGUAUACUUAUGGUGAGGUUUCGAAGUAUUUAUUGGACCUUUUUAUUAAGUCCCAUCCUAUUUUUCUUGAAGCUAAUCAACAAAUUUACUAUAGUUCAGUAUUGUUUCGAAACUCGCACAAAUUCCUUCAAAUCAUUCAUACAUUUUCGCAGAUCACUUAGAAUGGUUUGAACGUUACUGAUUAGCUUUAGAGGUUGUACGAAAAAUCAAGAGCUUAAGGAUUGUUUGGCUUUGACAAUAUUUAUCAGAAUACGCAAAAAAGCUUUGUUACAAAAUUUGUGUUAAUGAUUUACCAUCCUCUUGUAAACCUUUACGCGAAUUUUGAGAUAACAAGGGUAUAAAGUCAGAUUCUCAAACAGUUUCAAGUCACCUUAUAUUUUGAAUGCGCAGUAUAAUUAAUAGGGCUUAUGAAACGGAACAGUGAGUUCAUAUCCUGCCUUUCUUCUCUAGAUUAUGUUAAUGAAAAGGCUGUUAGCUUUUACUCGGAAUUUAUUAGUGAUCUCUGGCAAAUAGCAUAAAUCUGAUUACUGGAAUUUAAGUUUCAACCACCAUUUUAUAUCACAACAACAUCCAGAAACUUUUCAGAUGAUCCUUUUUAAACCAGACUUUGAUAGAAACAGCUACAAAGCCUUCAUAGAGAACUCUGGAUAAAUCAUGUAAGUUUAUGUCUGGUUUUAGGGAGUGUUUUAUUUAGUGGGACUACCUGGGCUUUUUAAUUGGGGCUAAAGUUAGUUUACGACAUUUUAAGAUCUAGAAACUUUAGUUGGUUGGUAGCACUGGAAAAUGACGAAACUUACUAUUAAUUUCUAAAAUGUCAGGGAUCACUCAGUCAUAUUAUGAAAUGCACCGUAUACAAAAAGAGAUACCAAUUCAACAUGUCUGACAGUAGCAAUAAUAAGAUUCCUAACUAUGUACAUCAGGCUGUUAUUAUGAGCGAAACUAUUAAAAAAGAGUUGAGACAUCAAAAAAUAUUCACAGAAUACAGUAUCAAUCCUUUUAAGAAAAUGUAUCCCUUAGCUGAUAAACCAAAUAGAAUACAAGAAGCUGAUGCUGAAGACAAACACUUUGCGAACGUUAUACAACGCGCUUCUUUGGAACCACCAAAAAAAUAUAUCGAACCUCAAACAGAAAAUCAGGAAUAUGGCUGGAUAAGUCAACCAUUAAUGGAAAUAGACAGGAGUGAUCCAAGGUUUUAUCAUCCUAAAGUUGCUUGUGAAAUGACGAAAUUUAUGGAUGCGUAUUGGAAACUAAAUGAACAGCGUAAAUUAAAUUCGUGAGUCUUAGGGAUAAAUGAAUAAUACCUGAUGCAUUAAAAAUACAAUAUUGUAAAACAUGAAAAUAAUUUCAUUAGAAAUAUCGUCUGAUAUCUUUCUAUUUUCCGUUUAAUAUAUAUAGUUUUAGAAUGGAUUUAUUCUUGUAAAAUCCAAUUGUUAUUAUUUUUAUGUGGAAUAAACAAACGUAUUUUCAUAUUUAGUGAGGUGAGUUGUUUUGAAAUAUAAUAAUUAUUUUAGUAAUAAA
Schistosoma mattheei is the source of this 4027-nucleotide messenger RNA. The record is from the annotation of a GenBank genome assembly. Lineage: Eukaryota; Metazoa; Platyhelminthes; Trematoda; Strigeidida; Schistosomatidae.